GUUUGUGUAAGCGAGUGAGUUUGCCCUUUAAAAAAACUUUGUGCAUAAUAACAGUGUCCUUGUUUAAGUUCAAAAGAGCGUUUCAGCUGCUUUGCUGGUAUUUUGGUUAGAGGCAUCAUGGGGAGAACUGUGGUGCAAAUCACACUCAUAGGACUCCUUUUUGCUUUGGCUUCCACGCUGCCAAACAAGGAUGACUGGGACAUCUACAGCUUUCACAUCAACUCCACAGUGACCAGUCGUUAUGCCACCACUGUCAUCACAAGUCGUGUGGCCAAUCGUAUGGACGAGUCAAAGGAAAUUGAAUUUCAUGUUCGGAUCCCCAAGAAUGCCUUCAUCAGUAAAUUUCGAAUGUUUAUCGAUGGCCAGGUUUAUGAUGGUGUUGUGAAAGCUAAGGAGCAAGCUCAGCAGCAGUACACUGAAGCUGUGUCCCGUGGUGAAAGUGCUGGACUUGUCAGUUCUGUAGGGAGGACACUGGAGGAAUUUAAGACCUCUGUAACUGUGGCUGCUCACAAAAAGGUCACUUUUGAACUCACAUAUGAGGAACUGAUGAAACGCACACAUGGCAAGUACGAGCUGCAAAUUCAUGCUCGACCCAUGCAGCCUGUCAGAGACUUCAAGGUGGAUGUGUACAUUCACGAAGAAGCCGGCAUCAGUUUCAUCGAUGUGAAAGGAGGCCUGAGCACCAACGCCCUCGCUAAUGCCAUCACCAAAACACAUGCAGAUAAACAGGCGUGGGUGUAUUUCUAUCCAACAGCUGACCAACAGAAAAUGUGUGACAGCUGUGAAGAUCAGGGUAUGAAUGGAGAUCUGGUUAUAGUUUAUGAUGUUAACAGGGAUAAUGGACUGGGACACAUCAAGAAAUCUGACGGAUACUUUGUUCAUCAUUUUGCACCAUCUGAUCUUCCACGGAUACCAAAAAAUGUCGUCUUUGUUAUUGAUCAAAGUGGCUCAAUGGAGGGCAGAAAAAUUGAGCAGACUAGGACCGCAUUAAUCCACAUUCUGAAUGAUCUGGCAGAAGAUGAUCACUUUGGUCUGAUCACUUUUGAUGACAGAAUUUCUUACUGGAAGCGAGAACUCGUUCAGGCAAACAAGAAAAACCUGGAAAGUGCCAAAAACUUUGCACGCAAUAUUCAAGACAGAGGAUCCACUGACAUAAAUGAAGCAGUGCUGCAAGGAGCACGUAUGCUGAAUGCACAUAACAGAGAAGGUUCAGCAUCUAUCCUUAUACUUCUUACAGAUGGAGACCCAACCUCAGGGGUGACAAAUCUGGAGAAAAUCCAGUCAAAUGUAAGACAGGCUAUUGCAGGCAAAUUCCCACUGUACUGUCUCGGUUUUGGUUUUGAUGUUAAUUUUAAUUUCCUUGAGAAAAUGUCGCUGCAAAAUAACGGUGUGGCACGACGGAUUUAUGAAGACUCUGAUGCUGAUUUACAGCUGAAGGGUUUCUAUGAAGAGGUGGCCACACCUCUACUGACAGAUGUGACAAUGAUCUAUGUGGGUGGGACCAAUCUAACCCAGACUAACUUCAGUCAGUAUUAUAAUGGUUCUGAGAUUGUGGUGGCCGGACAGAUCACAGAUAAUAACAUUGAAACCUUCACCCCUCAAGUUAUGGCCAUUUCAAGUAAUAGAAGAAUAAUAUUCUCUAAUCCAAAUGAAACCAUGGAAUCCACUGGAACAGUGUCUGAUGACCGUAUCCAGAGGGUUUGGGCGUACCUCACAGUUAAACAGCUUCUGGACAAAGAGCUUCAAUUAUCUGGACCUGAGAAAGAGAAAGUGAAGAAGGAAGCUAUGGAGCUGUCACUGAAGUACAGUUUUGUGACCCCUCUCACAUCUAUGGUGGUCACAAAGCCUCCAGGAGAAAACACAGAUGUGCUUCAUAAACCAAAGGAAGGUGAAACAUCACGGAUAUGGCAGUCGCCAGGAGGUCAACCCAAUUUAGCACACCUUACUCCUGCUAGUGGGGGUUAUAUUGGGUUGGUUCAUUCUGCUGCUGAUUUACUUCAUGGGUUUAGCUCCUACGAUGACGUGCUCUAUGACGGUGCAGGUUAUUUAAAGACUAUCCAUGUCCCACUUGAAGUAACUGACGCUCCUCUUCUCCACAGGUUUUUGCUCAACUCAACUGGGAAUCAGACUGUUCCACUUUGCUUUGACUUCAGUGGAGCUGUAAUCCUUAAACUAUUUCACCACCCCAGCAGAGACCUGUCUGUUAAUGGUGAGCUAGAUUCAAUUGCCAACGGAGGUUUCAGCAAAAUUUUUAUACACCUCAAAACUCACCAGCAUGUUGAGGUUGAUGCUGAAUCACAGAGGGUCACUGUACGAGAUGGACAGACAGUGACAUAUCAAGCUGCUGGACAGGAUCCCUCGACAGUUGGCAGUGUGACAGUGAUUGUGCGCGACACCGAAAUUCACAUUGCAUCUGAUGACAUUCUCCUGGUCAUCUCACAACAUGAGAAAAAUGGCCAAAGACUCCUUUGGCCUGUUUUAAGACAGCAACCCUCAACCAACGACAUCGAAGGACUUUUAGCUGUAAAGCCAGCAGUGUAUGAGGUGGUGCAGCAAGUUCCUGUCACAAAACUAAAGAUUAAAAACCAAGAGAUAGAUGUUACAAGUGACAACGCUACUGACUACAGCGUCGACCCUCCUGUCACAAAGAACUGCUGGCUUAUGUCUGCUGACUCUGCCCUGCAGAGGCCACUGGCAGGUUUUUUCGUGGCACAACUUUAAGUGUGAACUAUGCUGAAUUACUAGAAAAUAUUUGGUUUAAAAGUAGAGAAAACAUUUUCUUACUGUGGAAAAUGUCCUUCCACUUGUUCAAAUGAACAAAUAAAGUAUCCCAGAUUGCAAAA
Messenger RNA from Neolamprologus brichardi, 2843 nucleotides. Its product is annotated as inter-alpha-trypsin inhibitor heavy chain H3-like. The record is from RefSeq and is a predicted model, not a curated record. NCBI's taxonomy places the organism in Eukaryota, Metazoa, Chordata, Actinopteri, Cichliformes, Cichlidae.